Molecule: messenger RNA, 4051 nt
Organism: Anastrepha obliqua
Lineage: Eukaryota; Metazoa; Arthropoda; Insecta; Diptera; Tephritidae
Product: mucin-2
Exons: 7
Coding region: 1-3615 (1204 amino acids)
Source: RefSeq, a predicted model, not a curated record
AUGGAUACCGUUUACGGCACAAAAAAAUACUUUCAGAGCCUAUCUGGUGCUAGUGACAUCUAUCGGACGCCGGCGUGUCGCGCAGUGUCCAAUGAUUACACCUACCAAAACACACUGGGUCGCCGUUCAACACUCGGCGCCUAUUAUCACAUGAACAAGCAACCUUCAUACACGAACGAACACAGUCAGUACGGCUACAAUGCGUGGGGUAUAUGGCGUGACGGCCGCAACAUAGCACCUUCGACUUUCUCCGCCAAAACGCACACCCACUAUCAAAAGCCGCGUUCAUUCUCCAUUAUACUUACGACAGCUGUAUUUAUUGUAUUACUCGCCGUGAUCUCAAUAGCCGGUUUGGCGUUCUACUUCAGUUCUGUGAAAGCGAAUUUGGAGGAUCCUGUGCUUGGUUUCGAUGGUUCGUUUCGUAUAGCGAAGGGUGAUCUCUUUUCGACGGGUCUAAAGUAUAACCACACGACUACUUACAAACAGAAAGUCGAAUUUUAUAAGCGCUUCAUUGAGCGCUCACUAAUGGAUAAUGGCUUGCAACCGCUGCGCGUGGACACGUGGGGCUUUGGUGAGGGUCCACUGAUAAAGGUGUCUUUUCGUACCUUCCUGGAUGUGAGGAAAUUGCCACAAAAUAUCCACAGCGUCGAAGACUAUAUAAAGGAAUCGCUCUUUCUGGAAACCACAGCUGCCAAGUCACUGUAUCGCUCUCUGCGCAUAGACGCCGAAUCGGUGGAGAUCAAACGUAUACUCGAUGAAUCUGUAGUGCGCUCAGCUUCACUUUUCAAGGAUGCUGCCCAACAACCCACUAGCCAGUCCCAGCUUGAGAAGCGACUUAUGAAGAAACCGAAUACACCCCCGCUGCUCUCAAAACCCGCCACUACUGCAAAAUCACGCACCACUUAUCGUCCACAUUCCAUAGACGAUGAACCAGACGUGGAUGUAGAGAAUGCGCCAGUCAUACAAGGUUCAUUUGAGGGUUCAUUCGAAAUCACGAAAACGGAUGCUGAUAUCUCGCGCAAGAAGGUGACUACGCCCACAAAAGCGUACACUAACUUACCACCAAAAGCGGUGACACCAUUCGCGUUGCGCGUGAAGCCGAAGAAGCCUGCCAUUGAGAAGCUAACUACCGUCAUACCGCAGAAUCAACCUUCAACGACGACAUUAACAGCGACAUCUACAAGAGGCACUAGCACCACUAAAAAGAUUACGACCGCUAGAGCAACCACGCCCACCACGUCAAAGGCGACGACAACAACAACUACAACGGAGAAACCGACCACAAGCACUACCAGCACCUCGAGCACGUCCACAACCACAACGACAACCACUACAACACCGCCAUCCACUACAACUACGACUACUAAAGCAUCGACUACUACAGCCGCACCUACAACCAUCAAACAAAUUACAUUCCCACCACCGACCGCUUUUACGCCUAAACAACAAUUUAGUUUGCCACCAAUGACCACACCGUCCGUUUCUUUGUCAGUGCCAAAAUUGGACGCAAGUCUCUUUACCUCCGUACCUGUGCUUGAUACUCAGCCAUGGCGUCCGAUACAUCGCGAAGUGCCUGAACUAAUACCUGGUCCACCACCCGCAUUCCCCACAAAAACAUUAGCCGGUGCGGAUAUGCCAUUGCCAGUGGUGCCACUUUCACCAGUUUUCAGAGCCGACAUGCCUACGCGACGCAUCGAUGAAUUCGAGUUGCCAUUUAUAUCGGAGAACCCUUCACCGCCAACACCACCUGCCUUUAAUCCAUAUGCACCCGGUUUCUUUGGUACUGCUGUACGCAAACCGGAGAUGAGUGCCGAAGCACCGAACCCACAAGAUAUGAUAUUCUAUCAUAGUUUCGGCAAUCCAGUUUUUAUGCCAGGCACGGAAGAUAUUGAGCGGCUAGGUGCGGGUGCACAUGUUAAACCACAUCCACUGCCAGUGCCGCUGAUUGAUGACGUAAUUGUGCCACCAUUCAAACCGCUGAUACCGGCUAAGGAGAAAGAAACGAUUGAAACCAAUGAUAAAUUUGAGCAUCUCGGUGGUGGUGUAAUCGUCAAGAAGCACGAAUUGGAGUUGGCGAAGGGAGAAGAGAAAUCCAAAACUAAAGUUAAUGUGGAAGCCAUAGAAAGUGAAACUGCAGUACCAAAAUUAACAGAGAAGGUUACAAGUACUACGUUUAGACCAAAGGUCAGCACACCGAAUAUCAAUCGCAUAGAAUCUAGCGCAAACUCCGAGUUGGCUGACACAAUCGGUGAAUUUUUCAUGGGACUGCUGAACUUACCUAAAGAAGAUACACACAAUGCUACGAAAGCGCCUGAGGAACCUAUUGAGUCGCGUGUUGAGCCUGAAGAGAAUAUCGAAGAGGCUGAAUCAGAACCUGAACCAGAAAUUAAAGCUGCCGAGCCGACUUUUUUGAAUAUCAAAGAGCUCAUUUUGAAACGCAAUCAGGCUAAGAAUCAAACGCGCAAUAUCGAGAAUAACAUAACUGGUCGGCCCACACCCACAACGGCACCACCAUCUACGACUACCACAACGACCACAGCGCCUUCCAGUACGACUUUCAAACCACCGGUAGCAAAUUGGAAUCGCUUACGGCCCGCAUACAAUCCGAAACCUUCUACAAUACUAGACGACUCAAAUCUCUUCCCCUCACAGUCCAAAUGGGAAUUUGUGAAUAGUUCAUCGACCAAUAGCUUCGGCCAUACGGGUAAUAUGCGUAAAGUAUUUAAUAAGACAUUGCAAGCGUGGAUAUCUGAGGAUGUGGGCAACGGCAAUACAGAGGAUAAUUUUACGCUGAAUGAUAUUAAGACACGCAUAAAUAAUGCAACCAACAUACAAGAUAUUUCGCUCAUCUUCGAUACACUGGCGUCCAAGCUGGGCAUUACGCCCAUUGUACCGACAAAAGUACCACCAUUCUCACAAAACAAGAUGAAACAUCCACAAGUCAUGAAUGUAAGCAGAACAAAAUUACCAACCUCAACCACAACCACAAGCACAAGCACAACAACAACCACAAUACGACCAAACCGACAUGAGCCAUUCAUCAAACCCAUGUCCAGCUUCAUGGAGGACACAUCGUCCGAGGGCAUUGGCGCAGCCAUACCAGUAGUGGGUGAGGCCGAGGUGGAGGUCAUCGACCCAAAUAAAUACGAGGAAAUGUUGAAGUCAUCACAGUUUGCGGCGGAUACAACUACGGAAACGGCACCACAAUUGGUGACGUUGCUGCCAGUGCGUUCCAACUCGGGCAUACGCACCUACAGGCCAACGCUGGACGAGUCCGAGGCGCGAAGCAAUGAUCAAUUGCCAGUGGCCAAGGUAGAGGCGGAGGCGGAGGCACAGCCAAUUGCAUUGGAGGUGGAAGGUACUGGUCAGGUUGAAGUCGUGCCGGAAGCAGUUGACGAGGCCACAGGAGCCGGGGCAGCAGAGCCAGUGGAAGCUGCAGCUGAAGCAGUGUCAACAACAUCAAAGAGACCGAGUAUUGUCAAUGUAUCACGACGAGGCGGCAGCGGUGGCGGGUUUUUCGCAGGCAUACAGAGGAAGAGCGAUAUUAGUCAGGCGAGAAGAUUUCCGCCAGCGGAGGCUGUUGUCAAAGGAGGGUUGCACGUAAAAGUGAAGUGAAGUGAAUGAAAGGCAAAAAAAUUGAAGUGAAUUGUGAAAAACGUAAGAAAUGAAGAAAUAACUUUGUUGGUGGAGAAAUAGCGUGCAUAUGCAUAAUUUUGGAAACUAUUUAAAGAAAAAGGCGAAAAUAAUUUUUAAAGCAAACGACAAGGAAUACACGAAAAGUGAAUUGUGGGCUAGAAAAUUUAAUGAAAAGUAUUUAGUCAAAUUAAGUGUGGAAAUUUGGGAUCAUAGCAAAUGUUUCCUAAGGGUAGCGCAUAUUUUCAAUACACAGCGUUUUUAGUAUUUACAACUUAGUCUGUACUGCAACAGGUUCUUGUUCACUAGUUGUUAGCUGUCAGGCUGCUUGACGGGAGACGUUUAACAAUUUUUGAAUGACAACAUUUAAUUUAUAAUGAAAUUCAGGUUUUGUAAUUUUUAGAUAAUAUUUCCUAGA